AUGCGCUCUUGCAUGUAUCCCUCCGAGCCUUGCCCCACCUCUUAUUCAGCUACAGCAUUCGUCUUCUCUUUCUACAAAACUCUGAUUUCUGGAUUGUUUUUACUUUGGUGCUCAGCACGUAAAAGAUUGCUAGCAUCGUCUUCGCCUUCUCCUGUCCUGCACUCGCGAUCCUCUGAAACAACCAUGUCCGACAUUGCUGAUCGUAUGCGAAAUCCUGUUUCCAGCCUCACGCCAGGCAGAACAAUCGAUCGUCGUCCAUCUUCACCGCACGCGUCUUCUCAGCUCGAACUGGAUGAAACGGGACUAUGCUACAAAUGCAGGAACAUCCACUUUAAACCACCCGAGCUAUGUUCACCAGCAUUACCUCUCGAGAGUUUGCUGUCAAAUCCAUUUCGAGAGAGGUUGUUUCAUGUCCAUUCUGUGUCAAAAGCAGAUUUGGAAAGUACGAAAGAGAUAGGCUGUCGACUGUGCGUAAAGUUGCACUUCAAUGUUGAACAUCCUGAGAAUUAUUUUUACAAGUCGUAUAUGGAUUCGCCCAAUGUCGUUCCUGGAUUGAUUGUUUUGAGAGUAAAAUUGACUCACUUCCCGGAUGACAGCCUUCCCCCAUUCGAAAUACUCUCAUUUUCUCUACUCGAGUUGGAAUCUACCUAUUUUAACGUAGUGAAUGGAACUUUAAUGUCAAAAAUAGAGCUAUUUGCUCCCUUAACGUGCACGGAGGCUCCACAGCCUCAAAUUUCAACCAAGUCCGGGCUUGGAUCAAAUAGAACCGCACCAAAAACGACAGAUCCUACAACUGUCGCAUCUAUAGCAGACACACAUACUGCCUCAUCUGCAAGCGUUGAUCUGGCUGCAGUGUGGCUCAAUCGAUGUGUUGAACAACAUUUUUGUGGGACAGCCGAAAACCGCGGGUAUCCUCUUCCCACGCGCGUUAUCAAUGUUUCAGAUCCCUUGCACCCUGUACUUGAAAAUGGCGGUGCUAGAUUCCUCGACUACGUCACGUUGAGCUACAUGUGGGGUGUCACUAAGAGGUACACAACUAAGAAAGAAAAUCUCGACUCUCAAUAUGCAAGAAUACCAUUAGAGCUUCUACCGAGAACCUUUAGAGACGCCAUCACCUUCACUCAUCAUCUAGGCCUCUCAUAUCUUUGGAUAGAUGCUUUGUGUGUUGUUCAAGAUGAUGUAUCCGACCUCGGAAGAGAGAUUGGGAAAAUGGGUGACAUCUUCCGGAAUUCCGCAUUAACUCUCUAUGUGAGACAUGGCGAACAUGCUGAUUCGGGGCUUGGAACUCAGCGCAACGCUUAUGUCGUCAAACCAUGCAAGCUUGAUUUUAGAAUCACGUUUAGCGAUGGUCACUCAACACAGACGUCCGCAUUUGCGAAUUUUGCGCCCCAUCAGAAUAUCAAUGAGCAUCAUCAUCCCUUGGAGUAUAGAGGAUGGGCGCUUCAAGAGAAAGUUCUUUCUAAACGUAGCGUAAUCUUUGGCCCGGACCAACUUAGAUGGAGAUGCCAAGCGCACACUGCUUCUGAAGCUCAGCCAGAUCAUGAUGACUCUAGCCAGGAAACUGAUUCGUACCUGAAACUGGAUGUUCUGGAAGGCAAAAAAGUGGAGUUGUCUAUAAAAGUAGAGAGACAAGAGGUGUUGAAAGCCUGGCUCGGUCUGAUCCGUGACUACUGUCAACGGUCACUCACGUAUCGCACUGACGUGCUCAUGGCUUUAGCGGGAAUUGCUAGUACUGUUGCAAAAGCUCACAAUCUGCAUUACUGCAACGGCUUCUGGGUCGAGGACUUACAAAAAUCUCUGCUCUGGCGUGUCGAUGAGUUGGAUGGACUACCAGGUGCUAGUAGCGACGAAUCAGCAAAUCCCACUCUAUCUGAGCUCCCGUCAUGGACUUGUCUUUCGAGAAUGCCGGCAAAGAUCAGUUUCCAUUGGGAUAAUGGCGGGCAACAUAGAGCUAUUCUCUAUAACAUCAAGCAUGUCGCGCAUUCACCAACACACACAUUGUUUGCGGAGCCUUUGCAGGGUGUUGAAAUUCCUAACAGCCUACCAGAUAUAUACCAGAACGUCAUCCGGACACAUCUGACCGUGGAAGGCUACCUUCAGGACGUGAAAAUUGGUAAAGGGACAUAUGACUCUUGGUGUGUUUACAACGCCAACGAGGCAGUCACGCUCGGAUUCUUGAGUCCAGACUAUGAUAUUGUGGCUGACCCUCCUGAGGGUGCGGUAUGCCUUUUAAGCAUUAUACAUUAUCCUAGCAUCGGCGUGCAAUUAGUGGUUAAAAUGCUCUGUCUCUUGCCGACUGGAAAUGGUCCAAACGAGUAUAGGCGUUUUGGCAUGGUUCACCAGAAAAUCUCCACCUCCGAACCGGGCUUCGAGUUUGGAAGCAUGGAUUCGGAUCUUGGAGACGAGUGCGAUAUCUUACCAUCCAACUGGCGUGAUGAACGUCGCAGGGAAACCAUCACGCUGGUCUGACCCAUGUUCAAAUUUUACAUCAUGGCUUGGGACAAGAGCUGAGAAAAGUAAAGUACAGAGGACUCCAGGAUCUAAACUCUAUUAUAUAACAAGAAUCAUGCUGCAAGAAGCGCGAGUCCUGAAAACCAAUUCUCCAAAGCCCUACCGACAUAUUCCCCAACGCUAGAGUUUCAACAGCACCAGAAGACAAGACAAUCGCAAACCAAGAUACCACCAACCCUA
Periconia digitata is the source of this 2691-nucleotide messenger RNA. The record is from the annotation of a GenBank genome assembly. NCBI's taxonomy places the organism in Eukaryota, Fungi, Ascomycota, Dothideomycetes, Pleosporales, Periconiaceae.